AUGAUUAUCCUAUCAUGGAACAUUAGGGGUUUAAAUGAUCCCUGCAAAGUAGUUUCUCUUAAGAAACUGCUAGCUGAACAGUGUGUGGAUGUUGUUGGUAUUAUGGAAACUAAAGUGAAGUGUGAUAAGAGUGUUAAGCUUCAGAAGAAAUUUGGAUCUUCUUGGUCUUGGUUUUGUAACUACUCAUCUUCUCAUAGGGGUAGACUAUGGGUUGGCUGGUUUCAUGACAAGGUUAAUCUUUCAGUCAUCUCCUCUCAUGAGCAGUUCAUUCAUGUCCAAAUUAACUCCAAGGAUCUUCAUCAUCAGAUUUUCUGUACCUUUGUGCAUGGCUUACACUCUAUUCAUGAUAGGUUGCCUCUCUGGGAUGAGUUAAUGGUAAUGCUUUCACUUGAUUAUGAGGUCAAUCAUUUUAGAAGUUUUGUUGACAAUCUUGAUCUUGGUGAGCUUAAGAGUAAAGGUUCUUUUUACUCUUGGUCUAAUAAGGGUCAUGGUGAUACUAGAAUUGCUACAAGGAUUGAUAGGGGGCUUGUGAAUCAGGCUUGGUUGAGCAAGUUCCCUCAUGUUGAAUCUAUCUAUCUUCCUCCUCUCCUUUCUUACCACAACCCUCUCUUGGUUGAAGUGAGUAGGUUUGCUACUACUAAGGGGAGACCUUUUAGGUUUCUUAAUUGCCUGGCUGAUCAUGCUGAUUUUUGUUCCAUUAUGGAAAAAAGCUUGCAUAGUGUUACAGGUUGUUCUGUUAUGGUUACUAUUUGGCAGAAUUUGAAAUCCGUCAAAAAGAACCUAAAAGAUCUAAACACUAAGUAUUUUGCUAAUGUUGAUGAGAAAGUGGAUGUGGCUCUUGCCUAUUUGAAAGCCAUUCAGGACCAGCUUGCUGUAGAUUAUUCUAAUUCUGACCUUCAUGUUAAAGAGGCUGAAGCUGUAUCUAUGGUGAAGCAUUGGAUGAAUAUCCAAGAGUCCAUUUAUAAGCAGAAAUCUAGGGUUGAUUGGAUUAAGCUAGGGGAUUCCAGUUCUCACUACUUCUUUUCUGUUAUGAAGCACAGGCAAGGUAGAAAUAGAAUUGAUUCUAUCUUCACUAAAGAUGAUGUCCUUUUGAAAGAUCCUAUUCUUAUUGAAAAUGAGAUUGUGGGGUUCUAUAAAGGGCUCCUUGGUUCUAGUGAUAGCUCUCUCCCUGCUGUUGACUUAGCCACUAUUAGGAGAGGUUCUCAACUCAGCUCUAGUUCUAUUGAUAUUUUGACUUCUAUGGUUACUACUUCUGAGAUUGAUAGUGCUCUAGCUCACAUUGGAGAUGCUUAG
This is a messenger RNA of Chenopodium quinoa (quinoa), 1293 nucleotides long. RefSeq lists its product as uncharacterized. The record is from RefSeq and is a predicted model, not a curated record. Bases 1 to 1293 code for a protein of 430 amino acids. NCBI's taxonomy places the organism in Eukaryota, Viridiplantae, Streptophyta, Magnoliopsida, Caryophyllales, Amaranthaceae. The transcript has 2 exons.